AAUAUAUAGGACCAUGUGUAGAUAGUCCAGGAGUUCUGUUGGAUAGACAGUCAAUUGGCAGCAACCCUCUCACUCUCUUUUUUCUCUCUCCCUGUACCUUCUCUCUCUCAAGAGAACGAGCUGGGAUAUAAAGCUCUCACUGGAAAGUUUCUCUCUGUUUUUUUAGUGGUUCUGAGCACCUGCCUGUGUCAAAAUGAGUGACACUCUGCUGGAUGAUGGGUCCUUCAUGUUCACUUCGGAGUCUGUUGGAGAGGGACAUCCAGACAAGAUCUGUGAUCAGAUCAGUGAUGCUGUCCUGGAUGCUCACCUGAAGCAGGACCCAAAUGCCAAGGUCGCCUGUGAGACGGUUUGUAAGACUGGCAUGGUGCUGCUGUGUGGAGAGAUCACGUCCCGGGCCAAUGUAGACUACCAGAAGGUUGUCAGAGACACCAUACAACACAUCGGUUACGACAACUCAGACAAAGGUUUUGACUAUAAGACGUGUAAUGUGUUGGUGGCUCUGGAGCAGCAGAGUCCAGACAUCGCUCAGGGUGUCCACAUCGACAGGAAAGAGGAAGACAUGGGAGCUGGAGACCAGGGUCUGAUGUUUGGCUACGCUACUGACGAGACAGAGGAGUGCAUGCCUCUCACCAUCGUCCUGGCUCACAAACUCAAUUCCAAGAUGGCCGAACUCAGACGCAACGGAACCAUCCCCUGGCUCCGCCCUGACUCUAAAACACAAGUGACAGUACACUAUGAGCAGGAGCACGGGGCAGUGAUCCCUAUAAGGGUCCACACCGUGGUCAUCUCUGUUCAACACGAUGACUUCAUAGGCCUGGAGGAACAGAAGGAGGUGCUCAAGGAGAAGGUGAUCAAGGUAGUGGUUCCGGCUAAGUACCUGGAUGAUAAGACCAUCUACCAUCUUCAGCCCAGUGGACGCUUCGUCAUCGGAGGACCCCAGGGUGAUGCUGGAGUGACAGGUAGGAAGAUCAUCGUUGAUACGUACGGAGGCUGGGGGGCCCACGGUGGGGGAGCUUUCUCUGGUAAAGACUUCUCCAAGGUGGAUCGCUCGGCUGCCUAUGCUGCCCGCUGGGUGGCCAAGUCCCUGGUCAAGGCCAAACUGUGCAGGAGGGUGCUGGUUCAGGUAUCCUACGCUAUCGGAGUGGCUCACCCUCUGUCCAUCUCCGUGUUCACCUACGGCUCGUCACAAAAGUCUGAGAGAGAGCUGCUGCAGAUCGUAAACAAGAACUUUGACCUACGACCUGGUGUCAUUGUCCGGGAACUGAACCUGAAGAGGCCAAUCUACCAGAAGACAGCGUGCUACGGCCACUUUGGCCGGAGUGAGUUUACCUGGGAAGUCCCCAAGGAGCUCAACUACUAAACAUCUCCCCCUGGUGGUCAAGUAUAUAACAAACUCUUAAACACCCCCGUGGCCAAAUAUAUAACAAGCUCUUAAACAACAUAUAACGAUCCCUCCCAGAGAUAGAAAACAGGCCCCCUCUACAGGCUACAACCACAAAUGGUUCUGCUUUUUCAUUGGCUAGUGUUGAGGUUAAGGUUUAGGAUUAGGGUGAAGGGAUAUGUUUUUGGUUAGUGCUAAACAAUCAUUUAUGUGAUUGUAGCCCAUAGAGGGGUUUGUUUGUUAAUGCUUCUUAUCUUGAAUAAGAGGGAUGCAAUUUAUAGAGGGGAAUCUCUAUUCUCCCUCCCUCCCUCCCUCCCUCCCUCUCUCUCUCCUCCAUCUCUUUGUCUAUCACAUCAAACAUUUCAGUCAAGAGAGAGGAUGAACUCACUGUGAUUUUAAUCAGACAAUCCACACAUUUUCAUUCAGAUAAAAGGUGUCCUUUGUAUAGUGUCUCACUUGUGCCUUAGUAUCAAAACAAUGACAUGUUAGAAGUAUUUAUUCACACUCACUCUGGACAAAUAGUGAUUCCAUUGUCACUUCUGCUAUUAAACAAAGAAACAAAGAAACAAAUACAAUUAAUAAAUAAAGUUAAAUAUUGAAUAUAUAUAUAUAUAUAUAUAUAUAUAUAUAAAGCAGAGCAUUUAGCCUCAAAACUGUGAAUUAGUGAUGUGUGGUUGGAAUCAUAACCAGCAGUCGGGUUUAGGGGCAUGAAAUACACUAUUGUGUGGAUGAAGGGCGGGCAGGUUGAAUAAAGAGAAAACAGUGCAUUCAAAUUCAUAAAUGUAGAAUUCUUGUGCAAUUCAUACCUAUGGGCUAUUUUUAUCUGGCGUUAGUGCGUAGCCUGAGCACCUAACUGUAGCGUGCCCAAUACAUGCAAAUUCUCAACGUCUUUUGGGAAUUUGGACAGAAAAAGUUUGUCCCAUCCACUGAGGCAAAAAAAGGACAAUGUCGGAGUUUAAUUCAAUAAGAGAAAAACUGAGAAAUGGAGUGUUGAAAAUAAAUAGAAGGUAAGGCCAGGGAAAGAUUUGGUAACGUGGUAACAGUGCCAGCUAUGUUAUGUGUGAUGAUUGUGAGACGCUACACAAAUUCGAUAGUCACAAGACUCGGACUUCAAAAUGCACGUCAAGGGAACUGUUCGGUUCAGAUGGGUUAAAUGGAAAAGUGACCAUACUGUAGGUCUACAACCCUUCACUUAACCUGAUAUAAUAUUAACUCCUGCAAAAUUAAGCAUUUAUUGCAGAAACAUUAUACACCAAAUGGACAUUUUGACUCGUAACAGGAGUGGGGAAAUAUUAUGAGUUAGACAGAGUGAGCGGUUAGGGACCGUCUGUAAAGGUGGAGGUGCUAUCUUUAUCAGCCCCAUAAAAGCUGAUCGUAUUUCAACCACAUAAAGCAUGCAUCCAAGCCAAACUGAAAUCUUAUCAAAAACAUGUUGGGUCAUUUUAACAGCUGUUAAUUUCCUGAAAACCAAUCAAACGGAAUCCCUCUUUUUUUGGUAUUGCACCGGCCCCUAAACGUAUUGUCUGCAUGAGAGAAGCAGAGAUGAAAGAGAAAACAAAUUUUACUAAUGUCAACUGGAUUAAAGCAUUUAUUCUAUUGAUUUAUGCACAGCAUGAGGGUGUUAAAUUAACACACACCUUAUUUGCAAUAUUCACAGAAUGCCUUGCCGUUCGAGUGAAUUGUAGAGUUACCACCCAUGACUAUUUGUUAGUGGCAGAGACAUGGUUGUUGCAUUCAUCCAUUAUUCAUGCUUUCCUGUGACUUUCACCAAGUGUGAUUCUAAGCAAAUAUGUUAUUAUUGUUUCACACAAUACAACACAUAUUUCAUAAGGCCUGCAACUCACAUCACUCUAUAUUGCUAAAUGAUGUGUAAUUCCGAUUGGAUUCCAGCCAGAUUGGGAAUAUCCAACAUUUGGAAUUUGUAUUCAACCGCAACCUGCAUUUAUAAUGACAGCCGGUUUCGGAAGACUAAAAUAUCAGACUACCUAAAGCAUUUCACAAACCUGUUGUUUUCGGCGCAUGUGAUAAAAACAAUUUGAUUUGAUCUAAACUGAAAUACCAUUACAGUAAAAAGUGCAGGAAGUCCAAGUAACAGAUUGGAUUAGUUUCGGAAAAUGUAUGUUAUUUAUGAGUAGCAUAAGAUUAAUUAAUCAAUCAUUAAUUAAUAUUACAUGCAAAAACAUACUGAAAAAUGUUGACAGCAAUGGGAGUUUUAUUCAUAACAUUGCGAAUUUAGCUAGCUAACAUAAAUUUUUAGAAAACAAGUUAUAUUAACUGGCUAGCUAGCAACGUUUGGUGGUCAAAUUAGACUGAGAGCUAGCUAACCAGCUGAGCUAGCAAACAAUGUAACAAGUAUAAUUUCGGAUUUAAAAAAUACUCCAUCAAUUUCAGGAAUCAUUUCAGGAAUCACAGUAGCAAAUACACCUAGUGCACUAUUCAAUGAAUUAGCCAUUUAAACGUGACUUUUUUGAAGGAAACUCUGUUUGUGCCGUAGCCCUCACUGGCUUUCAUGUGAUUUGGGGUGCGUUUGUAAAUUCAAUCAGGAUUGCCAGAGUGCGCUCAGGUAGUUCGUAAAUUCAGAGCGUUUCGCUCUCGCUGCGUUCAGAGCGGACACUGGGGACGAGGCUUUGCUGAGGGUUAAUUGUGACGCUCGUCACUACUUUUGAAUGCUAUUUUAUGUUUAUUUAGAAAAAAUAUACAUGUAGUGAUGUCUUGUGUUUGUAUUGUAUUGUAAUUUGUAAUGUUAUAUUUAAAAAAUGUAAAAAUUAAAAUUUUAAUAACGAUUACAAUUUUUUUUCAAAAAAAAUAUAUAAAACGAUAUUAUCCCCUCCACUCUGUCCAUAUCACCUCAAGAUGGUGCUAUAAAUCCUGUAUUGGUAGUCAUCCUUUAUCAAAGCGGAAUAUGUAUCUGCAGGUUCAAACCACAUCCUUCAAUCAACCAAAUAUUAGAAGGGAUAUCACCUUCUAACUUGGUUUUCGGAUUCAGUUACAACUCUAAUCUUUGCUCUGUAUCAAACUGGUUUAUAUUAUAUGUAGCUUUGUAAAGAUCAAAUUCACAAAAGUCUUAAUUUAGUAAUUAUAUCAUCGAUACUGCAGGGCAGUUUUUACAAUGCACUACUACUACUACUACACAACACCAACAACAGGUAUGUAGGACGACACAGGUCUCUUAUCCCAGUGUGUGACAGUUGACCAAAUCUAGCAGUAGACAUAGCUUUGAAUAAUAAGGCUUUAUAACCACUUAUAAGGCACCAUAAGGAUGCUUAAUAACUGUUCAUAAGGCCUUAUAAUGCUUUAUGAUGUGUCUAUGAACCCCUGCUCAGUCCUGUUUGACAAUGCUUUUUGUAUCUUCAUCUGUAGUCUAGAGCUACUGUAGAGCUGCUGCUGGGAUCUCGCUGUAAACAAUAUUAGCUGCCUUGAAUGAAUUAACUGUUCUCAUCUCUGAUGGCUGAUAAGGUUUGAUGUAUUUAGUAUUCUGACUUGAUUGUGAGUUAAUUGUUGUGAUUAUUUUGCUAUAGGCAUAAAUAGUCUAUGAAUAAAUUGCCAAAGUGCAUGCUGCCAACAGUAGGUAUAUUAUUUUGUGGACAUCUUAAAGCUUCUACAUUUGUACAAUUGUAUAUGCCUGAGAUGGUUCUUUCUGAGGAUAAUAACAUUGAGCUUCCCAAACAAACAUGACAGAAGUAUUUUAUGUUGACAGAAUUUCCCUUUCAUCCAUUUUCUCAAACCAUUUGAGACAUUCACUUGAGUCUUAUUUGAAAAGCAGUGAUAAGCUCUCUCUCUGUAUAGAGGUAUUUUGUAUAGACUCUUGUCUGUUUACAUUAUAAGUCUUACUCUGAGUCGCUGGGCCCCAAUGCAGUCAAAAACUUGAUUUCCCAGUGUUUUAUAUAUAUAAAAAGUGCUGCUUUGGACCGUUAAGGACCUAGUAGGGGAAUAGUGUAUAAAACAGUCUUCCAAAAUAUUUCAGAGUGCGGAGUUAGUGAAACCAUAAGUAAAGGACUUGAAAUACCACAGAUGCUUUACCUGCACAUUGUUAUAAACCAUCCUGAGGGGUUUCAUUUUUAUCUACAUAAAUGCAGGUGUUUCUGCCCUUCACCCUCUGCACCUGAGUCAUUGUAGCCUUGUGAUGUAGUCAGCUGUACUGAUCUAGCUAUCACCUCUUCCUGUGUCCCAACCUUGUUGUCCUAAGGAAGUUUGCCCCCCCCGCCCCUCUUUACCUAGAAGUUACUGUAUGUUGUUCUCCCCCCACCCUCCAACUCACAGUCUUAACAGUUGGCGUAGAAUCUUGAAAAUGUAAAUAAUUGUUCACAAUAAAAAAUAUUUAAAAACAGAAA
Oncorhynchus kisutch (coho salmon) is the source of this 5712-nucleotide messenger RNA. Its product is annotated as S-adenosylmethionine synthase. Lineage: Eukaryota; Metazoa; Chordata; Actinopteri; Salmoniformes; Salmonidae. The record is from RefSeq and is a predicted model, not a curated record. Gene Ontology annotation, biological process: S-adenosylmethionine biosynthetic process. The coding region runs from base 194 to 1360 and encodes 388 amino acids. The transcript has 9 exons. Gene Ontology annotation, molecular function: ATP binding; methionine adenosyltransferase activity.